Molecule: messenger RNA, 4817 nt
Organism: Oncorhynchus keta (chum salmon)
Lineage: Eukaryota; Metazoa; Chordata; Actinopteri; Salmoniformes; Salmonidae
Gene: lmo2
Product: LIM domain only 2 (rhombotin-like 1)
Exons: 13
Coding region: 624-1103 (159 amino acids)
Biological process (GO): positive regulation of transcription by RNA polymerase II
Cellular component (GO): nucleus
Molecular function (GO): DNA-binding transcription factor binding; transcription coactivator activity
Source: RefSeq, a predicted model, not a curated record
CAAGUAGUCGUGAGCAGGAAGGGUGAAACGAAACCAGAGACCGAGCUAGGGGGCCGGAGCUGGUAUUUAAAAGCACGACGCAGCCGCUCAAUAACGGAACCGCGGUAACGUUCAUUCUCAGGACAGAGCGCGUGUGGAGAAGAAGGGAAUAUAAAUAAGAACUGAAGAGGAAGGGAAGACUCAGUCAAGCAACCUUUGCUGAUUUUAAUUAUUCUAGGGUUUGAAGACAUAUACACAGUCGCAAUGGAGUUGAAAAAAAAUGCACUUAUGAAAGACGAAGGCUACACCGAAUUUCACUGCGGUUUCUCAAUUGCCUGAGGAAAUAUACAGAAUAGCCUCCAUCAUUGAAAAUGCGUCACAUGUCAGGAUGAUCUUCGUUGGACAUAGACUGCUGGUGGAAAUUAUGUCAUAUAAAAUGAAGGCAAAUUCCGCGCGCAACUGACGUCUAGGACGACAUUAUAUCAGAGCAGGUGCAGUGUGUGUCCCUUCGACAUUUACCGUUAUACGCGUGUUCUGAAGAUUUAACUGUGAACGUGGUGUGGGCCUGCCAGGCUGAUCACAGAGAAGAGAAGCGGGAACAUCUUUGAUUGAUAUCAACCUGAGAAAUAAAACAUACUGGGAAAAUGUCAUCUGCAAUUGAAAGGAAGACGAUGGAGGCUAACGAGGAGCCGGUGGACGAGGUGUUACAGAUGGCCCCGUCCCUCUUGAACUGUGGGGGUUGCCAGCAGAGCAUCGGGGACAGGUUCUUCCUGAAAGCCAUAGAGAAGUACUGGCAUGAGGACUGUCUGAGCUGUGACCUGUGUGGCUGCAGACUGGGAGAGGUGGGACGAAGACUCUACUACAAACUGGGACGUAAGCUCUGUCGCAGAGACUACCUCAGGCUGUUUGGACAGGACGGGCUGUGUGCUAGCUGUGAGAAGAGAAUCAGAGCGUUUGAGAUGACCAUGCGUGUGAGGGACAAGGUCUACCACCUGGAGUGUUUUAAAUGCGCGGCCUGCCAGAAACACUUCUGUGUCGGGGACCGUUACUUGCUCAUCAACUCAGACAUUGUGUGUGAGCAGGACAUCUUUGAGUGGACCAAACUCAACAAUAACAUGGUUUAGCAGAUUCAUGAACAUUCUAGAACAUUCUACAACACUUUAGAACACCUCAAAAACAUGGUGUAGAACACUGUAGAACAUUCUACAACACUUUAGAACACCUCAAAAACAUGGUGUAGAACACUGUAGAACAUUCUACAACACUUUAGAACACCUCAAAAACAUGGUGUAGAACACUGUAGAACAUUCUACAACACUCCAGAGCACCUCAAAAACAUGGUGUAGAAAACUCUAGAAUAUUGUAGAACACAACGAUGAGAUGGUUUUGAUUGUGAUCGUGAUCUCUCCAUUUGGGGAUCAACAGCAUGAUAAAAUAUCUCCAGAUGUACAGCAAGAUAAUAGAUCUCAAACUUUCGGACAAAGGUCGCCACAUACAGGCUCUCUUGUACCUCUCAAAGCUGUUAGAUGUUUGAAGAGAGUUGUUUCACCAUUGAUCUGUACUGGAGGCUGAAUGAAGGCUCGAUCCACCAGCGAAUGGAGAACUGUUUCAUUAUCUUGAGUUCCACCCUUUCAAUGCAAAAAAGGACAAUGUAAUAAUGCAAUAAUCUAUGUGCUCAUUGCAGAAAUCUGAAUAUUUCUUGUAUCAUACAGUGUAAUAGAGAUUUGCUCAUUGAGCUAAAUGAUGAGCGAUGUCACUGGAAUUUGUUGUAGUCCAACACUGUUAUUUCACCUCUAGAGAAAUAUGUAUUAUGACAUUUGUUAUGAAUAUAUAUAAAGUGUUAUGUCCAAAAAGGUCUGGUCCAUUCCGGAGUAAAACAUUCAUAAAGUAAAGGUCUGGUCCAUUCUGGAGUAAAACAUUCAUAAAGUAAAGGUCUGGUCCAUUCCAGAGUAAAACAUUCAUAAAGUAAAGGUCUGGUCCAUUCUGGAGUAAAACAUUCAUAAAGUAAAGGUCUGGUCCAUUCUGGAGUAAAACAUUCAUAAAGUAAAGGUCUGGUCCAUUCUGGAGUAAAACAUUCAUAAAGUAAAGGUCUGGUCCAUUCUGGAGUAAAACAUUCAUAAAGUAAAGGUCUGGUCUGGUCCAUUCCAGAGUAAAACAUUCAUAAAGUAAAGGUCUGGUCCAUUCUGGAGUAAAACAUUCAUAAAGUAAAGGUCUGGUCCAUUCCAGAGUAAAACAUUCAUAAAGUAAAGGUCUGGUCCAUUCUGGAGUAAAACAUUCAUAAAGUAAAGGUCUGGUCCAUUCUGGAGUAAAACAUUCAUAAAGUAAAGGUCUGGUCCAUUCCAGAGUAAAACAUUCAUAAAGUAAAGGUCUGGUCCAUUCUGGAGUAAAACAUUCAUAAAGUAAAGGUCUGGUCCAUUCUGGAGUAAAACAUUCAUAAAGUAAAGGUCUGGUCCAUUCUGGAAUAAAACAUUCAUAAAGUAAAGGUCUGGUCCAUUCCGGAGUAAAACAUUCAUAAAGUAAAGGUCUGGUCCAUUCUGGAGUAAAACAUUCAUAAAGUAAAGGUCUGGUCUGGUCCAUUCCAGAGUAAAACAUUCAUAAAGUAAAGGUCUGGUCCAUUCUGGAGUAAAACAUUCAUAAAGUAAAGGUCUGGUCCAUUCUGGAGUAAAACAUUCAUAAAGUAAAGGUCUGGUCCAUUCUGGAGUAAAACAUUCAUAAAGUAAAGGUCUGGUCUGGUCCAUUCUGGAGUAAAACAUUCAUAAAGUAAAGGUCUGGUCCAUUCUGGAGUAAAACAUUCAUAAAGUAAAGGUCUGGUCCAUUCCGGAGUAAAACAUUCAUAAAGUAAAGGUCUGGUCCAUUCUGGAGUAAAACAUUCAUAAAGUAAAGGUCUGGUCCAUUCUGGAGUAAAACAUUCAUAAAGUAAAGGUCUGGUCUGGUCCAUUCUGGAGUAAAACAUUCAUAAAGUAAAGGUCUGGUCCAUUCUGGAGUAAAACAUUCAUAAAGUAAAGGUCUGGUCCAUUCUGGAGUAAAACAUUCAUAAAGUAAAGGUCUGGUCCAUUCUGAAGUAAAACAUUCAUAAAGUAAAGGUCUGGUCCAUUCUGGAGUAAAACAUUCAUAAAGUAAAGGUCUGGUCCAUUCCGGAGUAAAACAUUCAUAAAGUAAAGGUCUGGUCCAUUCUGGAGUAAAACAUUCAUAAAGUAAAGGUCUGGUCUGGUCCAUUCUGGAGUAAAACAUUCAUAAAGUAAAGGUCUGGUCCAUUCUGGAGUAAAACAUUCAUAAAGUAAAGGUCUGGUCCAUUCUGGAGUAAAACAUUCAUAAAGUAAAGGUCUGGUCCAUUCUGAAGUAAAACAUUCAUAAAGUAAAGGUCUGGUCCAUUCUGGAGUAAAACAUUCAUAAAGUAAAGGUCUGGUCCAUUCCGGAGUAAAACAUUCAUAAAGUAAAGGUCUGGUCCAUUCUGGAGUAAAACAUUCAUAAAGUAAAGGUCUGGUCCAUUCUGGAGUAAAACAUUCAUAAAGUAAAGGUCUGGUCUGGUCCAUUCUGGAGUAAAACAUUCAUAAAGUAAAGGUCUGGUCCAUUCUGGAGUAAAACAUUCAUAAAGUAAAGGUCUGGUCCAUUCUGGAGUAAAACAUUCAUAAAGUAAAGGUCUGGUCCAUUCUGAAGUAAAACAUUCAUAAAGUAAAGGUCUGGUCCAUUCUGGAGUAAAACAUUCAUAAAGUAAAGGUCUGGUCCAUUCCAGAGUAAAACAUUCAUAAAGUAAAGGUCUGGUCCAUUCUGGAGUAAAACAUUCAUAAAGUAAAGGUCUGGUCCAUUCUGGAGUAAAACAUUCAUAAAGUAAAGGUCUGGUCCAUUCCAGAGUAAAACAUUCAUAAAGUAAAGGUCUGGUCCAUUCUGGAGUAAAACAUUCAUAAAGUAAAGGUCUGGUCCAUUCUGGAGUAAAACAUUCAUAAAGUAAAGGUCUGGUCCAUUCUGGAGUAAAACAUUCAUAAAGUAAAGGUCUGGUCCAUUCUGGAGUAAAACAUUCAUAAAGUAAAGAUCUGGUCUGGUCCAUUCUGGAGUAAAACAUUCAUAAAGUAAAGGUCUGGUCCAUUCCAGAGUAAAACAUUCAUAAAGUAAAGGUCUGGUCCAUUCCGGAGUAAAACAUUCAUAAAGUAAAGGUCUGGUCCAUUCUGAAGUAAAACAUUCAUAAAGUAAAGGUCUGGUCCAUUCCGGAGUAAAACAUUCAUAAAGUAAAGGUCUGGUCCAUUCUGGAGUAAAACAUUCAUAAAGUAAAGGUCUGGUCCAUUCUGGAGUAAAACAUUCAUAAAGUAAAGGUCUGGUCCAUUCCGGAGUAAAACAUUCAUAAAGUAAAGGUCUGGUCCAUUCUGGAGUAAAACAUUCAUAAAGUAAAGGUCUGGUCCAUUCUGGAGUAAAACAUUCAUAAAGUAAAGGUCUGGUCCAUUCUGGAGUAAAACAUUCAUAAAGUAAAGGUCUGGUCCAUUCUGGAGUAAAACAUUCAUAAAGUAAAGGUCUGGUCCAUUCUGGAGUAAAACAUUCAUAAAGUAAAGGUCUGGUCCAUUCUGGAGUAAAACAUUCAUAAAGUAAAGGUCUGGUCCAUUCUGGAGUAAAACAUUCAUAAAGUAAAGGUCUGGUCCAUUCCGGAGUAAAACAUUCAUAAAGUAAAGGUCUGUUUGGGGAGUCCGCAUGCGCCCCCUAGUGGCCAAGUUCAAAAGACAAGUUUCCAAUGUUUAUGUGUUUUGUUUUUGUAACUUUUCUUUUGUUUCAAUAUGGCUCAAAAACUUUGGGAUAUUUGUUAUAUAUAUAUAUCUGUUUAAUUAAACCCUCAUUAAAAUAUGUUACAUUUA